This is a messenger RNA of Pseudovirgaria hyperparasitica, 245 nucleotides long. RefSeq lists its product as uncharacterized. NCBI's taxonomy places the organism in Eukaryota, Fungi, Ascomycota, Dothideomycetes, Acrospermales, Acrospermaceae. The record is from RefSeq and is a predicted model, not a curated record. The transcript has a single exon. The annotation marks the transcript as partial.
GGAUCUAGAAUAUAUAAGGAGGAAUAUAUAAGGAACGGUCUCUCUAUAUAUUUAGUUCUCUCUCUAUCUAGUCUUUACUUUAAGAAUUAUACUAUAUUCUUAUUAUCUUUAAGCUAUACUCUACUAAUCCGUUUAUUAUAUAAUAGUAGUCUAUUACGGCUAGAUCCUAUUAUAUAACUCUAUUUAGAUAUAUAUUCCUUAUAUAAGGAAUAUUAUAUAUCUAUUUAUACCUGCCCUUUUCAUAG